UUCUUUGAUUUGGGUUUUUCAGUGAUUGUGAUUGAUGCAAGAUUUCGUUUGUUUUAAAUUUUUUUUUGUUGAAUCCAUGCUUUUUUACUUGAUCAAAAUGAUAAUUGUUACAAUUUAAUGUUGAAGUAGAAUUUUGAUUUGUCAGUAGAAGAGACUUUGAUUUGUCAGUAGAAGAGAAGAAUUAUAAGCAAAUUUUGUCAGGUCACUGUUUUGAUGUCAGCUUAGUACUAGAGGGUUGGUAUUGGCAGUGUUCCAGCAAUUUACUUGCUGGCAUCCUUCCAAUUAUUUAAUUUGAAAUUUGAAAUUUGAAAUGACCUAGAGUUCUCACUUUGUAUUUGUCUAUAAAUACUGAUGUUGUGUGGUCUGUUUGUUGUUCUUGCUCAUAUCCUGGUUUGAUUUUGGUAUUGCUUUUGCUCCAUUGCUACAUAUCUUCAUAUCUGAUAUAUCUCUUGUGUGUAAAUCUUAAUUAUGGCCUUCACUACUAGUCUGUUCAAUCCCCUGAGUUGUUUAUUUCCUGGAAAAGACACAUGGAAAAUUAAGGUUCGUGUUCUUCGUCAGUGGGAGAUGUUUCCUAUUGGUGAUUCUUCAAAGCCUUAUGCCAUUAACCUUGUCUUGAUUGAUUCACAGAUAAGAACCAUUGACCUUGAUGGCAAGCGCAUUAAGUUACAAAUCAGGGACACUGCUGGCCAGGAGCGAUUUCGAACUAUUACGAUUGCCUAUUACCGUGGAGCCAUUGUUAUCUUGGUGGUUUAUUAUGUUAGUGAUGAAGCAUCAUUCAACAAUAUUAAGAUUUGGAUUUGCAAUAUUGAACAGCAUGCUUCUGACAAUGUAAACAAGAUACUUGUGGGAAACAAGGCUGAUAUGGAUGAAAGUAAGAAGGUUGUACCUACUUCCAAAGGCCAAGCUCUUGCAUAUGAGUGUGGUAUCAAGUUCUUUGAGACUAGUGCAAAAACAAACUUGAAUGUGGAGGAGGUUUUCUUUUCAAUAACAAGAGACAUCAAGUAGAGCCUUGCAGACAUAGAUUCUAGAGCUGAGAUGAUUCUAAUGAAUAGGCUAAGAAUAAUGAUGAUGGAGAGGAUACUUUCAAGCUGUCCUAUUCUGAUGCUGAGUGAAGAAUUAGAGGAAAAGAACCUUCAGAAAAGUUUUGUUCCUUAAACAAACCUCAAAGAUGGUUGAGGUAUUUUGCUUGCAUUUGAAUUUGGGGCUGAGGUAUUAAUUUUUGUUUGAUACAUGUGGUGCCAAGAAGAUUAUUAUCAAAGAUGCUGCUGCUCCGAAUUACACAUCUAGAAAGCCAAGUAAAUAAGUUGCAGAAAUCUUCUAAGUGAAGCCUGGGCCCCUAAAUUAGCAAACUAGCAAAGAACAUGAGCAACUUGAAGUCAUGCCUCUUCUAGAAAAAUCUAUGGAUACUGAAAGACUAGGACCUGGAAAUUAGUUUUUCAAUUCAAGAGAAGGUGGAAAAGGAGGCCAGAUUGUGGACAAAGUUGAAAUUGCAGUUCAAAUUACACACAACCAAACCGGUGUCACUAUUCACUGAACAAGUUAUUUUUCCUCUUUUCACACUUAUUUAAUAUGUGAACCCAUCUUCCAUGUUUCUGAGGCUUCUUUGGAACAUAAUAUAGUUGGAGACAAUUUAUAUUUUAUACGUUAGAAACAUAUUUUAGUCUCAUGUUAAGUAGAUCCAAGAUUCAAACUUAACUCACAAAGUGUUUCUUCUUUAGGAAUUAUUAUCCCCACUUAACUCUUCCUAGAAUCAGAACCUGAAAUACUCAUUUAAGAAAUCUUAAUCCUGAUAUUAGUAUACAAAUGAGAGGCAUUUAUUUCAUAGUUUCUUAAAUCCUCACAGAUUAACACUAUGGAUUUUACUGCGACAAAUUCACACCAAACUCAUGCAAAUGAGAAUUGAAGUGCAUGGUUAAAAUGCAUUAUGUUAAAGAUUCCCAUGGUAAUGAUUUUGAUGAUUGGUGUUGGCCUGAUCAUCCUCCUAACUUGACACUUUGAACCCAGAGAUUAGAUCCUGGUGGUAUGCUAUGUUUUAUUUUUGGAGUUCUGUUGGUUCCACUCCUCUUUCCAAAUGGAAUGUGCCUUUCGUCUUCAAUGGUCUUGAGGUUCGUUAAUUUUUUCAAGGUUUAUUUAUUUAUUUAUUCUUGUGGUUUUUAUCAUGUUUUUGGAAUUGGAAUCUUCGUUUGCAAAUUUUUCAAAGCUGACACUUGCAUCUCAUGCAUUUGGGUUAGGGAAAAGGGAAAUAAAUGAUGUGCUUUGUAAGGAACUCAUUAUCACCAGCAUCCAUUUCCAUGAUAAUGAUUGAUGAUAUGCAUGCAGACCUUAUGACCCAAGCAUUUAUCGUAUAUGCUGGAGAAAUCAUUAGGAUAAUUAACAAUUUAUCCACAUGGUGACUCUAAUCAUCAAUGACCUCAUAAUUUGGGAUUAUCUAUGACACAAAUGUUUCCUCAAAGCACUAUGUCCAGCAGAAAAUAAAAUACAUGUUGAAAAUUAAUAGACUUGUGGUCCCAGAGGCUAGAGUAGUAGCUUACUAGCUUGGUUGUUGUACUUGUGCCAAGUUGGACUUGAAAAGAAGGAGGAUGGGAGUGUGAUGAAAAAUAACAAAACACUCCUGAGUGAAGAUUCAACUAAUGUAAGAAGAUUUUGGAAUUUGGCAGCUUCCUAUGAAACCGUUGUGGUAUUUACUUAUUGCAGGUCCAUGUCUCGAGUUGUUUGCUUUGGCAUCUGAAAUCUUUGUAUUUAGUCAGUUUUGGAGAACUCUAGAGGUACUUGCCUAAAGUUGGUUUGGUAUGGACUUUGCAGGCCAUCGCUUAGUGGAGUACAGUGUGUUGCAAUCGUUUUCCUCUUCAAGUUUCGUACUUCGGAUGAUCUCACCGUCUGCGUUGGAGAAGGUUUGGUGGAAGGUGAAGACUGUGGGUUUCGGUUUGAUUUCGCCAGAGAUCGUCAUAUUUGGCAGGCUCUCUCACUAUAUAUUCUCUGAUGUUUGGGAGCAGUUGAUGAAAAUCGUAGUUGUUGCAAUUUCGACGAAGGAGAAGCCAGUUUCUUUGAUUACUCAUUCCAGUGAUUGUGAUUGAUGCAUGAUUUCGUGAUUGAAAUUUUUCGCCAAUGUUAAGCAUUUCAUAAGUGAGGUCAAUUUCGUGUCAGGUCACAAAGAGCUGGAUUAGGGUUAGGUUGUUCAAGGAGAUUGGGGAAGUACCUACCAUCUGUCGUCACAAUGAGAGCACGAUCAGAAAGGGGUGCUGUUUUUGGUAUUAUUUUGGAUGAUUAGUGAUGCAGAAUUUCGCCACCAUGUCAUGUACUUCUCCAAUCAAUUUUCGUAGUGCUUGAAAUUUCAUCACAGAGGUGUAUAUCUUUUCAAAUAUAAUUCCACUAUUAUUAUUUAAUAUAGGUAUUUUUGUGAAUAUUUAAUGUAGGAAGUUGAAUAGUUUUUGACAAUACAAUUGUUUUACUUAAGUUUUCAA
Messenger RNA from Lotus japonicus, 3461 nucleotides. Its product is annotated as ras-related protein RAB1BV-like. NCBI's taxonomy places the organism in Eukaryota, Viridiplantae, Streptophyta, Magnoliopsida, Fabales, Fabaceae. The record is from RefSeq and is a predicted model, not a curated record. The transcript is spliced from 10 exons. Bases 469 to 1005 code for a protein of 178 amino acids. Gene Ontology annotation, molecular function: GTP binding; GTPase activity. Gene Ontology annotation, biological process: regulation of exocytosis; protein secretion. Gene Ontology annotation, cellular component: plasma membrane.